CGGGCAUGCGCAGUAAUGCUGAAUCUGUAGGCCCGAGCGCCGCUUCUAGUUUGGGGAGAGACGCCGGGCGGAAGGUACACGCUGUCGGGGCUGAGCCGACGCGGGCGAUCGUUUGCCCGCGGCCAUGGAUUUGGAGGAUGAUUUUUACCCGGACGGAGACGAUGAUGGUGGAGCAACGCCGGUACAGGAUGAACAUAAUUCAGACUCAGAUGAUCAGGAAGACUUGACUGAACAUCGUGCUGCAUCUGAAGCCAGCAGUGUGGAUCAUCACUCUGAGGAUGAAAGCCAUAAAGAAGAUCAGAGUGACGCGGAAGACGUUGACCGCCUCAGCCGGCCACAAAGCAGGGAGGACAACCAUGUUAGCAGUGAUUCAGAGGGAGAAGAACCCAAGAAAGCUCACAGCAUUGAGCAAUCAGAUGAUGAAGCAGGUAGUGAUAAGGAGAAUCACUCCAUAAACGAAGACAGUGGUGGAGAGUUAGAAGGGAGCCACGAAAGAAUGAAUGACACGGACAGUGAAAAGGAUGUGAGAGUAUCACCGGAGCAUAAUGAGAGCCGAGGAGUCAGUGAUGAUGAUGGCCCUGCGCCUCACAGGGCAUCUAACAGCGAUGAUGAGCAGGAUGAGGAAGAAGCGGAGGAAACUGUGAAGAGGAAGAAACCAGUUCUGUCUGAUAGUGAAGAUGAAAAAGAAGAACAGAAUAAAUCAGCUAAGAAAAGUCGCUUGAUGUCAGACAGUGAGGACUCAGACAGUGACUUUUCUCCCACUAAGAAAAAGCUCGGUGUUUCGGGUGGGGAGGAAUCGGACAGCGAUGCUAGUGAUUUAAAGAGAAAACGAGCUACCUCGGGUGGCGAAGAUUCAGACAAUGAACCUGACGUUGCUAUAGCAAAGCGCAUUGUUUCAGACGAUGAAUCGGACGAUGAUGCCGAUGUGUCGAGAACCAAACGAGUAGUCUCUGAUGUUGAUGACUCAGACAGUGACUCCAACACCCGUGCAAAAAAGCAGAUUGUUUCUGAUGCUGAGGAUUCUGAUAAUAACACAAAUAUUAGGAAAAAUCAGACCUUCUCCAAUGAUGACGAUUCAGAGAGCGACACUAUACUUAAGAAAAAACGUGUUGUAUCAGAGGAUGAGGACUCCAACUCGGGCAGUGAUGCCCCUGCUAAGAAAAAGCAUAUUCUUUCUGCUGGCGAAGAUUCUGACAGUGAUGCAGAACCAGAAAAACGAGAAUCUAAUGGCGUUUUAACUGACAGUGAGGAAGAUGAGGAGAAUAAGGAACCCUCUCAAAAAGCUGAAUCUGGUCUCUUUGGCAGUGACAGCGACUCUGAGGAUGAGACUGGUGUUGGAAACUUGAUAGCUGACAUUUUUGGUGAAUCGGAUGAUGAAGGGGAAGAGUUUACAGGCUUUAACCAAGAGGACCUUGAUGGUGAAAAGGCUGCUCUUGAGACAGAGAGAAAGAAAAUGGUUGCUGAAGAGUCUGACUCUGACAAUGAAGUUCGAGGGAAAGGACGAGACUCUGAUUUUGUGUCUGAUUUUGAGAUGAUGCUGCAGAAGAAGAAAGAUCAAAAUCGGAAGCGACGGCGAAAUCGGGAUGGCGGCACUUUCAUUAGUGAUGCAGAUGAUGUAGUUAGCGCCAUGAUCACCAAAAUGAAUGAAGCUGCAGAGGAAGACAGACAGCUCAAUGGACAGAAGAAGCCCGCCUUGAAGAAGCUUACGCUUCUCCCCACCGUUGUGAUGCAUUUGAAAAAACAGGAUUUAAAGGAAACAUUUAUUGACAGUGGAGUCAUGUCUGCUAUCAAGGAAUGGCUCACUCCAUUACCUGACAAGAGUCUGCCACAUCUGAAGAUUCGUGAGGAACUGCUGAAGAUUCUGCAGGAGUUGCCCAGUGUGAGUCAGGAGACUCUGAAGCAUAGUGGGAUUGGACGUUGUGUGAUGUACUUGUAUAAACAUCCAAAAGAGAACCGGAGCAACAAGGAACUGGCUGGAAAGCUUAUCAAUGAGUGGUCAAGACCAAUCUUUGGCCUGACAUCAAAUUACAAAGGUAUGACCCGGGAGGAACGAGAGCAAAGAGACCUUGACCAGAUGCCAAUGCGGCGGCGCCUGAGCAGAGACCCUAGGGAUGAAGACAGCGAUGAUAAUGCAGCUGAUGUCGUCUCUUCAGAUCAAGGACGCGACUACAGUUCUGGUGGGCAGACUCCUCGCAGAGACCUGGAGAAGGUGUUAACAGGAGAGGAAAAAGCACUAAGGCCUGGUGACCCAGGAUUCUGUGCACGAGCCAGAGUGCCAUUACCAUCAAACCGUGAUUAUGUUGUUAGACCAAAGUGGAAUGUAGAGAUUGAAGCAAGCAGGGGAUCAGUUAAGAAGACAUUGAAUCGUCUUGACAAACAAAUGCGUCGAUUUCAAGAUAUCAAGAAAAUGACCAAGUCGUCGAGGGCAGUAAAGAUCAGCAUUGAAGGCAAUCGCAUGCCACUGUGAUCAUUAUUUAUCAAUAACUCUACUUGGAGCUGGUGAAUGUAGUGCAACCAUGUACAUACAAGAUUGUGUACUUCUAUCCAUCCGGCUCAGUGGAAUCAAUAUACCUCCUCUGUUUUCUUCUGUAUUCAGGCAUUUUUGACAGUGGUUUGUUGGAAGUCUUGGAAUGUUGAACUACAGCUAGCUGUAGCAUCCGAGCCCUGGAUAACAUUACCUGUCCUGACUACAGUACAUUUGGUGAGCCCUCUCUACACAUCAGAUGAGUUUUACUUAUCUGCACACUGCAUGUAUAGAGGUUGGAUAGACAUUUUAUUUCUAAGCAAACUGGUGUCCAGUGUUGGAGGAAGAUGGCCAUCUGGCAUGGAACCAAGUUGCUGCCCAAUUAAGUGGAGUAGGUUGGGGGAGGCGCAGAAGAAAAUGACUUGCAUUAAAUAUAGACAUGUGCUCUGUUUGGUUGUAUUGUUUGAAAUGUCUCUGGUCUCUACCUGACUAGCACACCUAUCACAUCGUUAUGGUUGUUAAGUCUUUCAGUAAACUCUCAUUAACUGGAUGAGUCUGUAGGUUAAUAUCUUGGCUAAAGAUUGAGCUGAUCACCUUGGUCAGCCAAAUUGUGAUGAAAUGCAAUGUGAUUGUAGGCACCUGCCACAUUUUUUAAAACAAAUAAACCCCUCUUUGUGAAGGUU
This is a messenger RNA of Hemiscyllium ocellatum (epaulette shark), 3147 nucleotides long. RefSeq names its product protein IWS1 homolog. The record is from RefSeq and is a predicted model, not a curated record. The transcript is spliced from 16 exons. Gene Ontology annotation, biological process: poly(A)+ mRNA export from nucleus. Lineage: Eukaryota; Metazoa; Chordata; Chondrichthyes; Orectolobiformes; Hemiscylliidae. Gene Ontology annotation, cellular component: nucleus. Bases 125 to 2467 code for a protein of 780 amino acids.